UCGUCCCAAAUCAAAGGAAUGAAGUCUGGCUCCGGAGGAGGGUCCCCGACCUCGCUGUGGGGGCUCCUGUUUUUCUGCGUCGCGCUCUCGCUGUGGCCGGCGACCGGAGAAAUCUGCGGGCCCGGCAUCGACAUCCGCAACGACUACCAGCAGCUGAGGCGCCUGGAGAACUGCACGGUGAUCGAGGGUUACCUGCACAUCCUGCUCAUCUCCAAGGCCGAGGACUAUCGGAGCUACCGCUUCCCCAAGCUCACGGUCAUCACCGAGUACCUGCUGCUGUUCCGCGUGGCCGGCCUCGAGAGCCUCGGCGACCUCUUCCCGAACCUCACGGUCAUCCGCGGCUGGAAGCUCUUCUACAACUACGCCCUGGUCAUCUUCGAGAUGACCAACCUCAAGGACAUCGGGCUUUACAACCUGCGGAACAUUACCCGGGGGGCCAUCAGGAUCGAGAAAAACGCCGACCUCUGCUACCUGUCCACGGUGGACUGGUCCCUGAUCCUGGACGCCGUCUCCAACAACUACAUCGUGGGGAACAAGCCCCCAAAGGAGUGUGGGGACCUGUGUCCAGGGGCGAUGGAGGGGAAGCCGCUGUGUGAGAAGACCAGCAUCAACAAUGAAUACAACUACCGUUGCUGGACGACAAACCAGUGCCAGAAAACGUGCCCGAGCGCGUGCGGGAAGCGGGCGUGCACGGAGGACCACGAGUGCUGCCACCCCGAGUGCCUGGGCGGCUGCAGCGCGCCCGACGACGACGCGGCCUGCGUGGCCUGUCGCCACUACUACUUCGCCGGCGUGUGCGUGCCCAGCUGCCCGCCCAGCACCUACCGCUUCGAGGGCUGGCGCUGCGUGGACCGCGACUUCUGCGCCAACAUCCCCAACGCCGAGAGCAGCGACACCGAGGGCUUCGUCAUCCACGACGGCGAGUGCAUGCAGGAGUGCCCCUCGGGCUUCAUCCGCAACGGCAGCCAGAGCAUGUACUGCAUCCCUUGCGAAGGACCUUGCCCCAAAGUCUGCGAGGAAGAAAAGAAAACGAAGACCAUUGAUUCGGUUACUUCUGCUCAGAUGCUCCAAGGAUGCACCAUAUUCAAGGGCAAUUUGCUCAUUAAUAUUCGACGAGGCAAUAACAUUGCCUCGGAGCUGGAGAACUUCAUGGGGCUUAUUGAGGUGGUGACGGGCUACGUGAAGAUCCGUCAUUCCCACGCCUUGGUGUCCUUGUCCUUCCUGAAAAACCUUCGCCAGAUCUUAGGAGAGGAGCAGCUGGAGGGGAAUUACUCCUUCUACGUCCUCGACAACCAGAACCUGCAGCAGCUGUGGGACUGGGACCACCGGAACCUCACCAUCAAGGCCGGGAAAAUGUACUUCGCCUUCAACCCCAAACUCUGUGUCUCCGAAAUUUACCGCAUGGAGGAGGUGACGGGGACCAAAGGGCGCCAGAGCAAAGGGGACAUAAACACCAGGAACAACGGAGAGAGAGCCUCCUGUGAGAGCGACGCCCUGCACUUCACCUCUACCACGACGUGGAAGAACCGCAUCAUCAUCACGUGGCACCGGUACCGGCCGCCAGACUACAGGGACCUCAUCAGCUUCACCGUCUACUACAAGGAAGCACCCUUUAAAAACGUAACGGAAUAUGACGGGCAGGACGCCUGCGGCUCCAACAGCUGGAACAUGGUGGACGUGGACCUCCCUUCCAAUAAGGACAUCGAGCCCGGCAUCCUACUGCACGGGCUGAAGCCCUGGACGCAGUACGCCGUGUACGUCAAGGCCGUGACCCUGACCAUGGUGGAGAAUGACCACAUCCGCGGAGCCAAGAGCGAAAUCUUGUACAUCCGCACCAACGCCUCAGUUCCUUCCAUCCCCCUGGACGUCCUGUCCGCGUCCAAUUCCUCUUCCCAGCUGAUCGUGAAGUGGAACCCGCCCUCUCUGCCCAACGGCAACCUGAGCUACUACAUCGUGAGGUGGCAGCGCCAGCCUCAGGACAGCUACCUGUACCGGCACAAUUACUGCUCCAAAGACAAAAUCCCCAUCAGGAAGUAUGCCGAUGGCACCUUCGACAUCGAGGAGGUGACAGAGAACCCCAAGACGGAGGUGUGCGGUGGGGAGAAGGGGCCUUGCUGCGCGUGCCCCAAAACCGAAGCCGAGAAGCAGGCGGAGAAGGAGGAGGCCGAGUACCGCAAAGUCUUCGAGAACUUCCUGCACAAUUCCAUCUUCGUGCCCAGACCCGAGCGGAAGCGGAGAGAUGUCGCACAGGUGGCCAACACCACCAUGUCCAGCCGAAGCAGGAACAGCACGGCGGACGCCUACAACGUCACAGACCUGGAAGAGCUGGAGACGGAAUAUCCUUUCUACGAGAGCAGAGUGGACAACAAGGAGAGAACCGUCAUCUCCAACCUGCGGCCCUUCACUCUGUACCGCAUCGACAUCCACAGCUGCAACCACGAGGCGGAGAAGCUGGGCUGCAGCGCCUCCAACUUCGUUUUUGCAAGAACCAUGCCUGCAGAAGGAGCAGAUGACAUUCCUGGGCCGGUGACCUGGGAGUCGCGGCCGGAAAACUCCAUCUUUUUAAAGUGGCCGGAACCUGAGAAUCCCAAUGGAUUAAUUCUAAUGUAUGAAAUAAAAUACGGAUCACAACUCGAGGACCAGCGGGAGUGCGUGUCCAGGCAGGAGUACCGAAAGUACGGAGGCGCCAAGCUGAACCGGCUCAACCCGGGCAACUACACGGCCCGCAUCCAGGCCACCUCUCUGUCCGGAAAUGGGUCGUGGACGGACCCUGUGUUCUUCUACGUCCAGGCCAAAACGACCUAUGAAAAUUUCAUGCACCUGAUCAUCGCCCUGCCCAUCGCCAUCCUGCUCAUAGUGGGGGGGCUGGUGAUAAUGCUGUAUGUCUUCCACCGGAAAAGAAACAGCAACAGGCUGGGGAAUGGAGUGCUGUACGCGUCCGUGAACCCCGAAUACUUCAGCGCGGCUGACGUGUACGUGCCCGACGAGUGGGAGGUGGCCCGCGACAAGAUCACCAUGAGCCGGGAGCUGGGCCAGGGCUCCUUCGGGAUGGUGUAUGAGGGCGUGGCCAAGGGCGUGGUCAAGGACGAGCCCGAAACCAGGGUGGCCAUUAAAACCGUGAACGAGGCCGCGAGCAUGCGCGAGAGGAUUGAAUUUCUCAACGAGGCUUCGGUGAUGAAGGAGUUUGUUCUGAGUCCUCCUGUCUGCCAUUCCUCCCAGGUGCGGCUGCUGGGCGUGGUGUCCCAGGGCCAGCCAACGCUGGUCAUCAUGGAACUGAUGACACGAGGCGAUCUCAAGAGUUACCUCAGGUCCAUGAGGCCGGAGAUCGAGAAUAAUCUGGUCCUCGUGCCUCCAAGCCUGAGCAAGAUGAUCCAGAUGGCGGGAGAGAUCGCGGACGGCAUGGCGUACCUGAACGCCAACAAGUUCGUGCACAGAGAUCUGGCCGCCCGCAACUGCAUGGUGGCCGAGGAUUUCACCGUCAAAAUCGGAGAUUUCGGUAUGACCAGAGACAUCUACGAGACAGACUAUUACCGGAAGGGAGGGAAAGGCCUGCUGCCCGUGCGCUGGAUGUCCCCUGAGUCCCUGAAGGACGGCGUCUUCACCACUCAUUCUGACGUCUGGUCCUUCGGCGUCGUCCUCUGGGAGAUCGCCACGCUGGCCGAGCAGCCGUACCAGGGCUUCUCCAACGAGCAGGUGCUGCGCUUCGUCAUGGAGGGCGGCCUGCUGGACAAGCCGGACAACUGCCCCGACAUAAUGUUCGAGCUGAUGCGCAUGUGCUGGCAGUACAACCCCAAGAUGCGGCCGUCGUUCCUGGAGAUCAUCGGCAGCAUCAAGGACGAGAUGGAGCCCGGCUUCCAGGAGGUGUCCUUCUACUACAGCGACGAGAACAAGCCGCCCGACAUGGAGGAGCUGGACCUGGAGCCGGAGAACAUGGAGAGCAUCCCGCUGGACCCGUCGGCCUCGUCGCUGUCCCUGCCGCUGCCCGACAGACACUCGGGACACAGGGCCGAGAACGGCCCGGGCCCGGGCAUGCUGGUCCUCCGGGCCAGCUUCGACGACAGGCAGCCUUACGCGCACAUGAACGGGGGACGCAAGAACGAGAGGCCGCUGCCUCUGCCCCAGUCGUCCACCUGCUGACCUGGCGGCCCAGCAACAGUAACGUGCGCGCGCUCGGCGGGGGUGGGCAGCGAGUGCUCUCGUCCGGUCGCAGCCUCCUGUGUACCUCAGUGGGUCUUCAGAGCUGCCGCGCUGCCUGGGGAGUCGGCUUCUCUGCAGUAAACAUACUUGGGAUGUUCCUUUUUUCAAUAUGCAAGCAGCUUUUUAUUUUCCUACCUGAACCCUUAACUGAUGUGGGCCUUUAAGAAACUUAAUGACGAUCCUGAAUAGCAAGCAACAGGACACCUGAGAAUCGAGUCUCCUCACUCUUCCCGUCUCUCUCUCUCUCUCUCUCUCUCUCUCUCCCCUUCUCUCUCUCUCUCUGUCUCUCUCUCUCUCUCUCUCUCUCUCUCUCUGCUUCAUAAUGGAAAAACAUUUGCCACAAGCCCAGCCGAGACGCCCUUUUCAAAUCAGACUGAGCAAAUGGUUCUCCCUCCCCCUGGCCCCUGUACGCGCCUGCCUGUCACCGUAGGUCUUUAUAAAACACACGCAGAGAUGGCAUUUUUUAACCGUCUUUAACUUUUUUAGGGACACACGAAACUUAAAAAGGGCCAUCCAUCAUUCGUCCCAGCUCACCAUUGUUACGCUGCCAAAUUCCGCCCAAACCCGGAGCUUUCUCCCUCGCGACCCUGCCCGUUUUCUUGUUCCCGGCAGCGGGGUGGGGGGCGAGCGUGGUCCGGGUCGCUCCCGCGAGACCCCCGCUGGCGAUGCGCCCCAUCCCGCACCCGCUCAGCCCCUCGUGUUCUUUUCAAGUCUCGCGUUCACACAGCUCAGUUUGCUUUCGACUAGGGUAUGCGGGGGGCGGGGGGCCUGGACGGAAUGAGAUGUCCAGAGAAGAUGGGGGGAAGCUGAGCUGGCUCCCCUGCCCCACUGCCCCACCCCCACCUUCGGGCCCCCGGGCCCUGUCCAGAGCCUGGCAGACAGGCUUUGAGCACAGGUCAUCCACGAGCCAGUCUCCUGUCCUUCCCCGCUCCCCCCGGGGCCUCAGCCCAGCUGUUUGUGCAGGUUUGCAAGGAAAGAAAUUCAAACACCACAACGACAGUAAGAAGAAAAGCAGUAAACGGAUUCAAGCAUUCUGAGCUCUGCUGACAUUUUCUCUGUUACUAGGACUUCUUCGUGGCUCUUACAGUUCUAUGUUCGACCAUGAAACAUUUGCAUACACAUCGUCUUUAACGUCACUUUUAUAACUUUUUUACGGUUCAGAUAUUCAUCUAUACGUCUGUACAGAAAAAAAAAAAAAAGCUGCUAUUUUUUUUUGUUCUUUA
This is a messenger RNA of Pteropus alecto (black flying fox), 5420 nucleotides long. RefSeq names its product insulin like growth factor 1 receptor (gene IGF1R). Gene Ontology annotation, cellular component: insulin receptor complex; membrane; axon. The coding region runs from base 19 to 4137 and encodes 1372 amino acids. Gene Ontology annotation, molecular function: ATP binding; phosphatidylinositol 3-kinase binding; insulin receptor activity. The record is from RefSeq and is a predicted model, not a curated record. NCBI's taxonomy places the organism in Eukaryota, Metazoa, Chordata, Mammalia, Chiroptera, Pteropodidae. Gene Ontology annotation, biological process: insulin-like growth factor receptor signaling pathway; positive regulation of phosphatidylinositol 3-kinase/protein kinase B signal transduction; protein autophosphorylation. The transcript is spliced from 21 exons.